GUAAAAGAUGCAAAAGCAAGGAUACGCCCAUCUUCCGAGUCCGCCUCCGCCAUGGCUACCAGAGAACAGACAAAGAGAAUACCACUCUUUCCGUUGGUCUCUCUCCUCUGCUUCGCUUCCAUAUUCUUCGUUCUCUCUCUUUCCAGAAGACCCUCGCUCUCCCGCCAAACUUCCCAUUUCAAACCCAACUUCGUAUCCGACACGACCUCACCAUCCGGAUCCUGCGACUACACUCAAGGGUCCUGGAUCUACGACCCCAAUUUGAGGUCUGAGAGGUACGAUAGCACCUGCAAGGAGAUAUUUAAAGGAUGGAAUUGUAUUGCCAAUAAUAAAUCCAAUGCCAGAGAAAUCCUCAAGUGGCGGUGGCAGCCUAAGGGCUGCGAUCUUCCGCCGUUCGAUCCCGUCCGCUUCUUGGAAUCUAAUAGAGAUACCAACAUUGGAUUUGUUGGAGAUUCCUUGAACAGGAAUAUGUUUGUCUCUCUUUUUUGCACACUGAAACGGGUUUCAAGUGAAGUGAAAAAGUGGCGUCCUGCUGGGGCUGAUCGUGGGUUUACGUUUCUUCGGUACAACCUGACAAUUGCAUACCAUAGAACAAAUCUUUUAGCGCGUUAUGGUAGUUGGUCAGCUAAUGUUAAUGGUGGUGAAUUGGAAUCCCUUGGAUAUAAGGAGGGUUAUAGAGUUGAUAUGGACAUUCCAGAAGGCACAUGGGCAAAUGCUCCCAGCUUUCAUGAUAUUCUAAUCUUCAACACAGGACAUUGGUGGUGGGCUCCUUCAAAAUUUGAUCCUGUAAAGUCACCCAUGCUGUUCUUUGAGAGAGGCCAGCCUGUGAUCCCGCCAAUACCUCCUGAUGUUGGCCUGGACAAAGUUUUGAAAAACAUGAUACUGUUUGUUGAGAAGAACAUGCGCCCAGGUGGGCUUAAGUUCUUUCGUACACAAUCACCAAGACAUUUUGAAGGAGGUGAUUGGGACCAGGGUGGUUCCUGUCCACGGCUACAUCCCUUAUUGCCUGAGCAAGUUGAAGAACUCUUCUCCAUAAAGAACAAUGGAACAAAUGUGGAAUCUCGCCUGGUGAAUCAGCACCUAGUCAAGGCUCUUGAGGGGUCUAACUUCCAUAUAGUGGAUAUAACCCAUAUGAGUGAGUUCAGGGCAGAUGCCCAUCCAUCCACGGCUGGUGGGAAGCGACAUGAUGACUGCAUGCACUGGUGCUUACCAGGAAUAACAGACACUUGGAAUGAUUUGUUCAUAAUGCAUCUAAACGGUAUUAAGGUUAGAACCUGAUGUAUUAGUAACCUUUUCCCUUUUCUUCCACAAAUUGAGUUCUUCUGGUCUUUACAUUGCUA
This is a messenger RNA of Manihot esculenta (cassava), 1340 nucleotides long. RefSeq names its product protein trichome birefringence-like 13. The record is from RefSeq and is a predicted model, not a curated record. The coding region runs from base 52 to 1278 and encodes 408 amino acids. NCBI's taxonomy places the organism in Eukaryota, Viridiplantae, Streptophyta, Magnoliopsida, Malpighiales, Euphorbiaceae. The transcript has 6 exons. Gene Ontology annotation, molecular function: O-acetyltransferase activity. Gene Ontology annotation, cellular component: Golgi apparatus.